AACCGUCUCAUCCACUCCAAUAACUACAUUUUUUUAUAGUCACCGUUGAAAAGUUUAAUCAUUAGUGUCUUUUUGCUAUAGUUAAGUAUCUAAAAACGUAAAAACAAUGGUGGAUACGAUAAUCUGGAAACGCUGGGCAACAACAACCUAGUGAGUACGAUAAUUAUAAGACUCGGGGCUGUCAGUGUGUGUGUGUGCCUGUGUGGGGAUUCGAACCGGGGUGGCUGAGUGGCUGAGUGGUCCCAUGGGGGGGUAUUACAGAGGCCCUCACCCCUGCCAACCCCCCUGUCAAGCCCCUGUCAAGUUGAGGUGCUGAGGACAAGAUAGACAGCUCUCUCAAGUCCCCCAGCCCCUCAGAAGCUCCCCCAGCCCCUAACCCCUGCCAAGCCCCCUGUCAAGCCCCUGUCAAGUUGAGGUGCUGAGGACAAGAUAGGCAGCUCUCCCAAGUCCCCCAGCCCCCAGGUCCUCCCCCAGCCCCUAACCCCUGUCAAGCCCCUGUCAGCUAAGGUUUUGGGGCUACAUAGACAGCUAGAAGGCAGCUCACCCAAAUCCCCCAGGGUUCCCCCAGCCCCUAACCCCUGUCAAGCCCCUGCCAGCUAAGGUUUUGGGGCUACAUAGACAGCUAACACAGGGAAGGCAGCUCACCCAAGUACCCCAGGGUUCCCCCAGCCCCCAUAUGCUCCCCCAGGGCCUCCCCCAGCCCUGAACCCCUGCCAGCUAAGGUUUUGGGGCUACAUAGACAGCUAACACAGGGAAGGCAUCUCACCCAAGUCCCCCAGCCCCCAGAUACUACCCCAGCCCCUUACCCCUGCCAAGCCCCUGAGACCCCCUGCACAUUUUUAUCCCCUCCAGCCCCCCUUCCCAGCCUCCCAGCCAUGCCCCCCAGCCCCCAGGUGCACCCCCAGGCUCUCCCCCAGGCCCAUAGGCAGCCCCCACCCCGACGGAGAUGCCAUGCCAGGCUGCAAUAGCCUCCCCCAUGGCCAAGGCAGCUCUCGGAGGGGUGAAGGGCGGCGGCGGUGUGACGCAUCAUCCAGACACAACCUUUGCCACCCUCGCCUCUAUGAGUGAUGGCCUGCAGCUGUCCCCGGCUGCUGUGGAGGGCCGCGUGGAGCCCUAUGAGCUGGUGGAGCUGUUCUACGGCAGCAGCGGCGGCGGCACCCCCACCCCCCCCACCUCCCAUGUGGCACAGGUGUCACCCCAGCACUCCACCGGCACCUCCUCCCCGGAAGUGAUGCAGGUGAUACACCCAAGGGUGGACCUGGAGAAGGCUGCCGCCGCCGCCGCCGCUGUGGGCCAGUACAGCUGUGGGGUGUGUGGGCGCUCCUUCCGGGAGGCCAGCCACUACACCAAACACAAGCGCGGGGCACUGUGCCGCAAGCUGGCCCAGCGCUUGGCCAAGAAGAACAAGAAGAAGAAGAGCGGCAGCAAGAAUGACUGGCCCGGCCGCCCACGCCAGGCGCCGCCUCAGAAGCCCUACGAGUGCACGGUGUGCGGCGCAAAGUUCUUUGACCGCGGCAACGUGGAGCUGCACCUGGAGCGGCGGCACCACACGCAGCAGCGGCUGUGGGCCAUGGCCGUGCCUGGCGGCGGCUGCUGCCCCGAGUGUGACCGCUGGUUCCCUGACAGGAGUGAGCUGGAGCAGCACCAGCACCAGCACCAGCACCAGCCGCCCUACCUCAGGCCAGGCCAGCCCCCCGCCACCACCGCCGCCGCCCCCAUCACCACCGCUGCCACCACCACAGCCACGGCUGUGGCGGCCACCGGGGUGGUGUACUACCCGGAGCCCCUCCAGCAGGUGGUGUCCUACCCCUCCCAGCCCCCUCCUGCCCCACACCUGCCCCCACAGCCUGCCCAGCCCCCCCUCCAGCCCCAGUCCCAGCCCCAGCCCCAGCCCCAGCCCACACCCCCAGCCCACAUGCACACCACCAUGGCCACCAACCUACUGCACCCCCCCCAGCUGGGCCCCCCUCCCUCCCUCCUGCCCCUGAGCACAGCUCCCAGCUUGCCCCCACCACCCCCAGCCCCUGCCCACCCCCCCAUGGCUAGCCUGCCGAGCCCAGCAGCAGGGGAGGGGGCGGCCAAGGCAUCACGGGGGGGGCGGGGAGGGGUGCGUCCGGGCUCGGCCAAGUGGAACAUGUGUGGUGACUGUGGGCACCGCUUCGUGGACCCCAUCAACCUGGAGCUGCACCUCCAGCGGCACCACCCCGCCUCACGCCUGCUGGACACCACCGCCAUCCACGGCAGCACCGUGCUGUACCGCACCGACCACACCCGCCCAGACCUGCACGCCCUGGCCCUGGCAGCCCGGGCCAGCCUGCCCGCCGGCCAGGCCUACGAGUGCCUGCUGUGUGGCUACAGGGCCGCCACCCAUGCCCACCUCACCGGCCACCUCCAGGCUGUGCACGGCUCAGCCAACGCCAGCCUCAUCCACCCCCUGGACGCCCCAGAGCCCCCGCGCAAGGUGACGGGGCGGACCGCCCAGAGUGGGAAGCGGAGCAGCGGUGGCAGUGGCAAUGGUGGCAGCAAGGACACCCAGGGGGGGGGCAGGCAGGUGUGCGAGGCGUGUGGGGAGGUGUUCCCCCUGAGGGUGGAGCUGAUCCGCCACCGCGUGAAGGAGAAGAAGUACCGGUGUGGGGUGUGCGGCCUGGCCUCCUGCAGCCAGGAGCAGGUCACCGCCCACAUGGCCGCCCAGCACCCCGGCACACCCACCACCCCCACGGGGCUGGUCUGCUGGCUGUGCGGGGCGUCCAUGUACACGGCAGCCAGCCUGGACGGCCACCUCAAGGGCCACGGGGCGCUGGGCACCGAGUGUGUGGAGUGCGGGGAGCGGCGGCCUGGCCUGGCGGAGCUGCUGCCCCACCUCAAGGGCCACCUGCCCCUGCAGCCCUCCAGGGUACGCCUCUCCCUGGCCCAGGCCGGCCAGCCCACCUCCACCCAUGAGGUGGAAGUGACCCUGGACGGCUCGGUGUACGCCUGCAGUGGCCAGGAGCCGCCGCCCGAAGGGGAGGCCCCAGCCACCUGGGCCGCCCUGGCCUAUGCCUGCAGUGAGUGUGGGACGUGCCUGGCCGGGGCGGCCCAGCUGGAGGCCCACCUACAGGUGCACCAACUCAGCUCCUCCACCCACCCCUCCACCUCCACCCACUCCCUCACCACUGCCACCACCACCUCGGCGGCCACCACGGCCCCUGGGCCGCCCUGCCUGGCGGGGGCGGGGGUGUCCCGGGUGCCUGGCUCGCUGGAGUUCCGGUGCGAGGAGUGUGGGUUCUGGCGGCAGGACGGGGAGCCGGUAAUGAAGCACAUCCAGGCCGUGCACAUGUCCGGCAACAUGCUGCACUCCAUCAGGCUGCCCACCGGCCUGUUGCAGGUGCACCCCAUACAGGUUGUGACGCCCAUCACCAUCUACAGCCAGUGACACACCCUCAAGGUUGUGCUGGCCUCCUAAUGAGUUACCCAGGACUGAGGUGUGUGGUGGACAAGGUGCUUCCAGUGCCCCGUGCAGCCCCCGGCGGGUCCUGGCCGCUGCACGCCCACCACUGGAAGAGUCCGGCAACACACACAGGGCCGGGACGAGAAGGUGAGCCCCAGGUAAUGAAGGGGUGUGUGUGUGUGUGUGUGUGUGUGUUUCAGUGGUAGAGGCUGUUGAGUACCCUCUGCAUGGUUCGUACACAUUAAUAAAGUUGUGGGUCUUGUUUAAGCCUUUUGCUGGAACUCAUUACGGGUAGACUCAGCUGGAAAACAAUACAGAGAGAUUAACCAGAUAUGUGUGUGUGUGUGUGUGUGUGUGUGUGUGGCGCCAAGGACUGCUCUGAGUCGUGAAAUGAGAUUAUGUUUGACUUUUCCAUAACUUUUGGUGUAUGUUCAAAGUAGCGUAAGGGAUUUGACGUCUUCAAGAACCACAUGCAUACAGAGGUACAUUUCGUUUCUAUGAGCUUUGUACAUAGAUAGCACAGGUGUGUAUGUGUGUGUACGUGCGUGUGUGUGUGAGAACUGUUUUAUCAAAUGUUAAACCCUUUGUAAAGUCUUAACUCACUAUGGUUGUAAAACUUUUCAUAUUUU
Eriocheir sinensis (Chinese mitten crab) is the source of this 4056-nucleotide messenger RNA. RefSeq names its product zinc finger protein 628-like. The transcript is spliced from 6 exons. Gene Ontology annotation, molecular function: RNA polymerase II transcription regulatory region sequence-specific DNA binding; DNA-binding transcription factor activity, RNA polymerase II-specific. Gene Ontology annotation, cellular component: nucleus. The coding region runs from base 947 to 3412 and encodes 821 amino acids. Gene Ontology annotation, biological process: regulation of transcription by RNA polymerase II. NCBI's taxonomy places the organism in Eukaryota, Metazoa, Arthropoda, Malacostraca, Decapoda, Varunidae. The record is from RefSeq and is a predicted model, not a curated record.